AUGAAACGGAAGUUGCUUACUCAAGACAAAAUUUUGAGCUGGGAUUUAGCGCGACGAAAGAACAUGAACAUGCUAUGUUGUCUUUUAUGUUAUGCGAACCAUGACUCUCAUGAGCAUCUGUUCUUUGAAUGUGAGUUUUCCUCUCAAGUUUGGUUUAUGGUUCGAAGUAAAGUGGGUAUGGAUAUGGUUUCGGCUAAGUGGAAUGAUAUUGUGGUGUGCUUACGUGAUCGGGCAAAAUCGAAAUCGGUUAGUGACUAUGUUACAAGACUGUUAGUGGCGGCUAGUGCUUAUUUCAUUUGGCAGGAGCGUAAUGCUAGAUUGUUCAAGAAUCAGAUGCGUCCUCCGGAAGCUGUUCGUGACAUUAUUAUUCAACAAGUGCGAUAUAAACUUAUGGGGGCAAAGUUGAAGGACUGUGCUAAUGUUCGAAGGGUGCUCGGUGAUUGGGAUAUAAAGGAUGCUGAUAUGCGCUUUGAUGGCGGCUGA
Molecule: messenger RNA, 483 nt
Organism: Helianthus annuus (common sunflower)
Lineage: Eukaryota; Viridiplantae; Streptophyta; Magnoliopsida; Asterales; Asteraceae
Exons: 1
Coding region: 1-483 (160 amino acids)
Source: RefSeq, a predicted model, not a curated record